UUUUUUCUGUGCUACAUAAAAAAGAUCAAGAAAGCCAAAAUUCAUAGAGAAAGAUGUCAUACUUGUUGCCGCAUCUUCACUCAGGAUGGGCUGUAGAUCAAGCUAUUCUUGCUGAAGAAGAACGCCUUGUUAUCAUUCGCUUUGGUCAUGAUUGGGAUGAUACUUGCAUGCAGAUGGAUGAGGUGCUGGCUUCGGUUGCAGAGACCAUAAAGAACUUUGCUGUGAUUUACCUGGUUGACAUCACCGAGGUCCCUGAUUUUAACACGAUGUACGAGCUGUACGAUCCAUGCACUGUCAUGUUCUUCUUCAGGAACAAGCACAUCAUGAUUGAUCUUGGCACCGGGAACAAUAACAAGAUCAACUGGGCACUUAAGGAUAAACAGGAGUUCAUCGACAUUGUUGAGACAGUGUAUCGUGGUGCGAGAAAGGGUCGUGGUUUAGUUAUUGCACCAAAAGAUUACUCUACCAAGUACAGAUACUAAGCAUCUAUAUAGGCUGUAUUUGGUUGCUGGAAUAUGAUGUACUUAAUGAUAAAGCUGUAUGAUUUAAGAACUGCUAGAACAAUAUCUAAUUGGACUGUAAAAAUUUGAUCAAGUAUGAUUUAUGAGAAGAUUCUUGAUGAGGCUUGAUUUGAAAUAAAAAGCUGAUUCAUGAUUGCCUA
This is a messenger RNA of Lycium ferocissimum, 661 nucleotides long. RefSeq names its product thioredoxin-like protein YLS8. The record is from RefSeq and is a predicted model, not a curated record. Gene Ontology annotation, cellular component: U5 snRNP; U4/U6 x U5 tri-snRNP complex; spliceosomal complex. The transcript has 2 exons. Bases 54 to 482 code for a protein of 142 amino acids. Gene Ontology annotation, biological process: mRNA splicing, via spliceosome. NCBI's taxonomy places the organism in Eukaryota, Viridiplantae, Streptophyta, Magnoliopsida, Solanales, Solanaceae.